Messenger RNA from Linepithema humile (Argentine ant), 879 nucleotides. NCBI's taxonomy places the organism in Eukaryota, Metazoa, Arthropoda, Insecta, Hymenoptera, Formicidae. The record is from RefSeq and is a predicted model, not a curated record.
AUGCUUACCUGUCCGGGAGGCGAGUACGCUGCCACUAUGAGGCAGAUACAAGAAAAGAUCCACCUCAACGAACUGGGGAUCACCGGGCCAUUGAAGUCCGACACGGCCCAGACGGGGGCCAUACUCAUAGAGCUUUCGGGCCCGGACAAGAAGGAAAAAGCGGACAGGUUGGCCAAUAAAAUGGCUGACCUGUUUGCUGACAGGCCAGAGAUCCGGAUCGCACGCCCCCAGAAAAUGGGGGAGAUCCGGAUCAGCGGGAAGGACCCUUCCACCACAUCUGACGAUAUUGCUCGGGCUGUGGUGCAACAGGGAGGAUGCUCCCUCACCGACAUCAAGGUGGGGGACAUCCGAGAAAUGGGCAGGGGCCAAAGGACUGCUUGGGUCCAAUGCCCCCUGGAGGCGGCCACUAAGGUGGCACAAACGGGCCACCUGAAAAUAAGGUGGUUCACGCAUAAGGUGGAACUGCUCAGCGUGCGUCCCCUUCAGUGCUACAAAUGCCUGGAGAAGGGGCACGUACAGGCCAAGUGUCCCUCGGGCAGCGUGGACCGCAGCAACUGUUGCUACCGCUGCGGUACCGAGGGGCACGAGGCACGGACGUGCACAGCACCGGUGCACUGCACCCUGUGCCACGCUGUUGGUCGCCCGGCCUCCCACCGAAUGAUGGGCCAGGCGUGCAAGGCCCCGAAGAACGGGGGCAAAAGGACGAAGGGGGGGGGGCUGCCCAAGCACCCCCAAAAAGGGGAGAAAAAGAAGGAGCAGGCAGCGGCGAUUUUGCCUGCCCUGGAGGGGCCCUGUCCCCCCCAGGCAAUGGAAUGCGAGCCAACACCCUCGCAGUGUCCCGCACUUGAGGACACGAUGGAGAUCAGCCUGCAGGAGUGA